AUGGAGGAUAGGCUGAAUGUAAUUGGAAGUGCAUUGGAGGCUAUUUACAAUACUACGGUUAAUAAUGAACAACGAUCAGCUGCAUCUCAGAUUAUCGAAUCGGUAAAAGAAUUGUCUCCUACUGAUGUAGAACAGAUUGCGUAUGCAUUGAUCUCAAAGAAGGAUCUCAUCCUUGCUCGAACAGGCUGGAAUUUUCUUGAACAUAUCAUUAAAUUUAAAUGGUUAGAAAUAAAUGACCAAUCACGCCUUACCAUCCGAUAUACCUGUUUUGCUGCAAUGAAAUCGGAGGCUAUGCUGCGGAAUGAGCUGAGAUGUGCUGCAGCCCGAUGUGUCGUUUUAAUGAUUGAGCAUGAAUGGCCUCAAAAUUGGCCAGAGCUUUUUGAUCAGCUUGAAGAUAUUGCUUCUGUAUCGGGAACUCAUGCUCAAAUUCCAUUUAUCAUACUGCAGCUUUUGGUCGAAAACGUAGUCACUUUGGUAACUGUUGAAAAUAUUUCCAGAAGGAAGGAUCUUAAUAAUGCUAUUGCCUCCAACAUACCACGCAUAUUGCAUUUCAUUCGUUAUGCGUUGCGUCAAUGUUCCGUUGAAUCAACAGAUGAGUCCUACUGCUUGAUCCGUUCCGCUUUGGAUUUAUUCGGUGAACUUGUUGAAUGGCUGCCAGCUAACAUUUUAGAGCCUUAUAUCAAUGAUUUGUUAUAUACAGUUUGUUCAUUCCUUGAAACACCUCAACACUGCAUAUAUGAAGUGGCAGCAAAAUGUUUAUGGAGGAUUGCUUCACGAAAGCAAGCAAGAAAUGAAGAAAACCUUGUUGUUUUUGCUCUUUUCGGUGACAUCCCAAUGCGGUCAAUUCUUAGUGCUGCAAACCAAGCAGCAAGUGUUGGUGCUAAUAAUGUCGAACAUUAUCGUUUUCUAAAAACCCUUUGCAAUGUUUUAUCCGCAUUGGGAAUUCAUUUGGCUGAUGUUUGGACUCAGCGACCUCCUAAUUUUGGCAUGUAUUUAGCUGCCAUUGAAGCGUUCUUUUCACAUCCGUCAGUAUAUUUACGAAAUGAAGCAGUUGUCGUAUUUGCUUCAUUAAUAAAUCACGAGAAAAUUAGAGAUGACGAAGUAUUCAAUGAAUGUAUUUGCCGCGUGAUCAUUUCCACACCAAAUUUAUUGGAAAAAGUCGGCUUUCCGUCCCAGAAUAACCAUGAAACUUGUCACUUCUCGCAGCAUGAUUAUGAUGACGAUAAUGAUUUUUCCCAUGCCUUUACUCAAUUUCGCGACCGCUGUUUGAAAGUUAUUCGUUCUUGUUGUACUGAAAGGCAUAUCGACUUGCUAAUCAGUAUUAUAGAGAAAUGGUUUAUCAGUCGAUGCUUGGACUGUUCAGAUUUAGUAAGACAAACCGAGUGGGAUGCAAUGCAACGGUUCGCAAAACUUGUUUUAUGGGAAUGUCACAACAGAAAGCUGCUAAAGCCUGACAAUUACAAAAGAUUAAGUUCACUAUUUGAUGGAGUGCUGAUAUUAAUGGCAAAUUGCAUCUCACCACUAUUAAUGAACAACCUGUUGUCUAUGCUUUCAACCCUGUUGGUUGUUGUUGGAAGAUAUCCGCAAUUACUUGUUUCUCUUCUCUCUCAGUUACGGCGACCUCUAAGUGAUAGCGUGGAUGAUGAUAUUGAUGACAAAUCUGUCAAGAGACAUUGCAUAGCUUUAUUAUUGAGGAUGGUCACCAUUUUUGCUGACGACAUCAAGGGACAAGCGGAAACCAUUCUGGAAUUUUGUCUUUCAGUACGUCCGUUUUUAUCACUGAUGCAAUUGGCUUCUUGUAUGCAAGUAAUUGCUGCAUUAAGCAAUCUUUGUGUCGACUUCACAUCACAAAAUAAUUUCCUUUCUAAUGCUUUAUACGACCCUUUAUGUUAUUUUCUUCAAACUGAAAUUCAGGAAGUUUUCCAAAGUGAUAUGGCAUUCUUGACUUUUUUUGGUUUCACUUCUCCUGCACCGGCAAAUAUUGCGGAAGCUGCAAGAUCGCCUUUUAUGCUCAGUCGUCGAAGGUUUCGAUCACAUUUAUCGACGCUAGAAGGAAUAAUGGCUCAGACUCAGUCGGUUGCUCCUCCUUUUCAUCCUGCCUACAGCGCUUUCCGACCAAUUUUACCAACAAUAUUUUUAUUAGUGAAACGUUUAAACUCGUUGUACGAUCCGAAAAAUGCGAAUGUUGUACAUAUUUCAUACGGUCCCAUAUCCAUUUUUGAAAUUACCACCAAUGAACGACAACAAUUAUUGACACCAAUUGAAUCAUGCGUAUCAUCAGCAGCUCGAAUUUUAUCCGAUGAUCCAGGGACUCAUGCUCGUGCCUUUAUUUUUGAUGUUACAGAAAAAGUGCAAACUUUAAUUGGUUACUUUGCAAGUAAAGCAGCCAAGCAGCUAUUUUCUGAUUCAGAGAUCAGCAGUUGGGCAUUGUUUCUUUCUUGCCAUCUCACUUUUGUUCCAGAUUUCCGAUUACGAUUUUGGUUAAGAAGGACUUGGAAACCAUUUUUAUGCGCAUGUCCGGAAGUUGCAUAUCAUAGUGUUAGGCAACUAUUGCUGGUAGUGAUUGAAGAAUUGAGCAAGCGCCUACAAAGUAGAUGGGAGCAACUUGCAGUUUCCGAAUGUGUAGAAGAUGAUGAACCCUCUCAAGAACAACUAUUAGCUGAACAUAUGGCUUGUAUUUUAACUCGGGAAUGCUCUAUUCUUCUGCGAGAUUUAUUCGGUAUUUCGGAUGCAGGUGACAAAAUCGAGGAAGGAUCCUGCAUAAGAAAUUGUUUUUUAAAAGACGAGGAAGUAAUAGGAAAAAUCGUUGAGUGUAUGUUUUUAUGCUUAACAUAUCGCGAUGCAACUUCAGUGAUUCGGAUAAUACCUGUUUGUAAGAAUGUCAUCGAAAAGUUAAAUGAAAGAUGUAGUGAAGAAAUAGCUGUCUUCGUGCUUGUUCAAAGUAUUCAGAGCUUGCAAAUUCAUGGAUCAGAUGAAUUAGCUCUCACUCAUCUCUUGUCCCUUGUUUUUUUCAUUUACUCUUCUUUGAGAGAGCGGUUCUCCAGUCUAUCUCAGGUAUUGCAACAAGUGCCAGAGUGCUCUGUAGAAGACGUAGAAAGACUGGAUCGACGGAUUGCAUCUAUGAAGUGUAACAAAGACUUUGCAAAUGAAAAAAUGAAAAGAGAAAUCAUGAAAAAGUUGUUACGAACUGUGAUAGCGACUUCAGUUGGUGAGCAACACAGAAGACCAGUUCACCUCCGUUCACUACCUCCUAUUCCAAGAAACAAGAAACAUUCUGAAGAGAGCUUCACAGACUUGGGAUUUGUAUUUGGUGAUAUCUAA
Molecule: messenger RNA, 3321 nt
Organism: Cercopithifilaria johnstoni
Lineage: Eukaryota; Metazoa; Nematoda; Chromadorea; Rhabditida; Onchocercidae
Source: the annotation of a GenBank genome assembly